This is a messenger RNA of Drosophila willistoni, 1596 nucleotides long. Its product is annotated as glycine-rich cell wall structural protein 1-like. NCBI's taxonomy places the organism in Eukaryota, Metazoa, Arthropoda, Insecta, Diptera, Drosophilidae. Bases 1 to 1596 code for a protein of 531 amino acids. The record is from RefSeq and is a predicted model, not a curated record. The transcript has 3 exons.
AUGAAUAUGCCCUAUUUUACAAGGGUAUUCAGUAACUCGGAGCAAAGUUUGUCCUGGGAAGGACAACCUUUGCAUGGCCUUCCACCGGGUCCGCAUAAUCCGUUUCCGCAUUUGCUUGGAGGGGCCGCAGUUGGUGAUGGAGUCGUUCGACAAGGUGUUGGAGUUGGUGAUCGAGUUGUUACACAUGGAGUAGUAGGGGAUGGAGUCGGUCCACAGGUUGGGCUAGGUGAUGGAGUCGGUCCACAAGGUGUUGGAGUUGGUGGUCGAGUUGUUACACAUGGUGUUGGAGUUGGUGAUCGAGUUGUUACACAUGGAGUAGUAGGGGAUGGAGUCGGUCCACAGGUUGGGCUAGGUGAUGGAGUCGGUCCACAAGGUGUUGGAGUUGGUGGUCGAGUUGUUACACAUGGUGUUGGAGUUGGUGAUCGAGUUGUUACACAUGGAGUAGUAGGGGAUGGAGUCGGUCCACAGGUUGGGCUAGGUGAUGGAGUCGGUCCACAAGGUGUUGGAGUUGGUGAUCGAGUUGUUACACAUGGAGUAGUAGGGGAUGGAGUCGGUCCACAGGUUGGGCUAGGUGAUGGAGUCGGUCCACAAGGUGUUGGAGUUGGUGAUCGAGUUGUUACACAUGGAGUAGUAGGGGAUGGAGUCGGUCCACAGGUUGGGCUAGGUGAUGGAGUCGGUCCACAAGGUGUUGGAGUUGGUGAUCGAGUUGUUACACAUGGUGUUGGAGUUGGUGAUCGAGUUGUUACACAUGGAGUAGUAGGGGAUGGAGUCGGUCCACAGGUUGGGCUAGGUGAUGGAGUCGGUCCACAAGGUGUUGGAGUUGGUGAUCGAGUUGUUACACAUGGUGUUGGAGUUGGUGAUCGAGUUGUUACACAUGGAGUAGUAGGGGAUGGAGUCGGUCCACAGGUUGGGCUAGGUGAUGGAGUCGGUCCACAAGGUGUUGGAGUUGGUGAUCGAGUUGUUACACAUGGUGUUGGAGUUGGUGAUCGAGUUGUUACACAUGGAGUAGUAGGGGAUGGAGUCGGUCCACAGGUUGGGCUAGGUGAUGGAGUCGGUCCACAAGGUGUUGGAGUUGAUGAUCGAGUUGUUACACAUGGAGUAGUAGGGGAUGGAGUCGGUCCACAAGGUGGAGUUGUGCUUGGGCAUGGCUCAGUGGGAGCUACGGUGGUUGUUGUUUUAAUUGGGCAACCACAUGGCUCAGUGGGCCCUUCAGUGGGUGCUUCGGUGGGUGCUGCGGUGGUUGUUGUUGUAACUGGGCAACCACAUGGCUCAGUGGGCGCUUCAGUGGGUGCUACUGUGGUUGUGGUUGCCGUUGUAGUUGUCGUUGAAGCUGUGCAAUCACAUGGCCCAGUGGGUGCUUCGCAUGCUGCAAGUUUUGCUCAGCAUUGCUUUGUGCCCUCGUCGCCGUCCUCGUCAUCGUCAUCAACCUCCUCCUCCAUCCACGAUGUCGACGUCUUUAUUCCUCAGUCCAUUGGAGUGCAUACAUAUAAAAACAAGUUCCGUUCCACACAAAUGCCAGCACGUUUCGAAAUUACCGAUGCCGAUGCCUACUCCAACUCCGAUGCUAGCGUUGCUGUCGACGUCGACGCAUCAUAA